This is a messenger RNA of Pecten maximus, 767 nucleotides long. RefSeq lists its product as uncharacterized. The record is from RefSeq and is a predicted model, not a curated record. The transcript is spliced from 4 exons. Bases 63 to 548 code for a protein of 161 amino acids. Lineage: Eukaryota; Metazoa; Mollusca; Bivalvia; Pectinida; Pectinidae.
CGCUCAUCCUGCUAAAACCAAUAUAUAUUCGUAUAUAAUCCAUACGCGCGUGAACAACAAGAAUGGCGACCAUAACAUAUUUACUCCUAUUGUUUAGCGUACUUAUUGGUGCCAAGGCCGAAGUUUGCUGGUAUUGGGAUGACAUCCUAGACGAAGAAGACAGCAUCAUCUGUUACUCCGGCUGCUGCGGCGAUGAAUGUUGCGAUGAUUAUUGGUCAGACGGCAGUAUCGCUGGGGCAACCAUUGGCAGUAUAGUCGGCGCUAUUAUCCUUCUCUCUAUCUUCAUCACCAUUUUAAGGAUUUGCUGUGCUGCAUCACGACGCAGUUCAGGCGGAGUAUACGGCCGUCGUGCUCAAACUGCUACUGUAGUCACUGUGGCCAGCACGAACGCGUCGAAUAACCUGGUUGCCACUCCUUACAUGAGAUACCCUCAGUCCCAGCUGAUGACGAGUCCAGUGGCGCCCCCUGCCUACGAACAGGUCGUGCAAGAUGGAGCUCGUGGUGGGAUUGUCAACCCUAACUAUCCCCAGGGUCCUCCAAAGUACUGACGGAAUAAACAUAUCGGCUGCAUUACUAAUGUAGUUGAUUACUACUUACAUUUCUUUACAAACUCGUCCCACUGACUUGUUCAUUCGUUACUAUAUUGAAUUCUGGCCAUGCCAUCAUUCCGGGGACUCGCAUUAUGGGGUGCCUAGAGAGUAAUAUCAUUAUUAUAUUAUCCUUAAUUGUUUGGUUUCAUCAUGCGAAAUAAAUAUCAUGUAUUAUAA